AACCGCAUUCAUCACCAUGACGUCCGCAUCCCCAUACGGAGACCUCCGUCACCUAUUGCCGAAUAAUUACAAGACGCUGAUCACGGCUUGGCUCGAGGAGGACACCCCUAGCUUUGACUAUGGUGGCUUUGUCGUUGGUGAGUCGGAGGGUGAGGCGCGAUUACUUGGGAAGAGCGAGGGUGUAGUAGCUGGUGUUCCGUUCGUCAAUGAGGUUUUUUCGCAGCUUGGGUGCACUGUGGAAUGGCAUAUUAAAGAAGGCCUCCCCCUCAACCCGAACCCAACCCACCACUGCGCCACCGUCCGCGGCCCAAUCCGCAAAAUCCUCCUCGGCGAGCGCGUCGCCCUAAACAUCCUCGCCCGCUGCUCUGGCAUCGCAUCCAAAUCUGCCUCCCUGCUCGCCGCCCUCCGCACACACGGCUGGGCCGGUACCCUCGCAGGAACCCGCAAGACGACACCCGGGUUCCGGAUUGUUGAAAAGUACGGUAUUCUGGUUGGAGGGGCAGAUCCGCACAGGCACGAUCUGAGCCAUAUGGUUAUGCUCAAGGAUAACCAUGUUUGGGCUUGUGCGAAUAACUCUGCUGCGGCGGAUGGGGGCAACAGAGCUGUUGGGGAGGAGUCGAUUGCGGCGGCGAUCCCGAGGGCCGUGCAGGCUGCUAAGAGCGUUGGUGGGUUUGCGACGAAGGUUGAAGUCGAAGUGAGGAAUCUGGAGGAGGCGAAUGCAGCGAUUGAAGCUGGUGCGGAUGUUAUCAUGUUGGAUAACUUCACAGCGGACGAAGUUAAGGUUGCUGCAAAGCAACUUAAGGAGGAGUGGGCGGCUAAGGGGAAGAGGAAUGCGUUCCUGGUGGAAGUUAGUGGGGGUUUGACGGAGGCGAAUGCGGCUUCGUUUGUUUGUGAGGAUGUCGAUAUUUUGUCGACAAGCUCGAUUCACCAGGGGACAUCUAUUGUAGACUUUUCAUUGAAGGUAUCGUUGCGGUAGGUAUGUUACAUUACAUUGCAUGAACGUAUAUAGACAUGUUUACAUACUCUGCAUGGUUGCACAGUUAAGAUCGAGUCAAUACGAAUGCACUCUUCACGAACCAGCAGAGUUUCCAGGGGUUAGCCCUGAUGAACGAACAUAAUAACGUGCAAAUACUGAAGAGUCGAUUUUGAUCCGAACAGUGAUGAAAUCAAUACUUCUGACAAGAUCUGCUUUCUAGCAUUAUAUGACACAGAAAUGCGCAUUGGCCAUGAUUGUUACAUUAUUACUGCAUAUCUAGUCUUCGUGUCCUCGUUGCAUAUGAGGGGGUUGGAGAAGUCAGCUAAGC
Aspergillus ruber CBS 135680 is the source of this 1304-nucleotide messenger RNA. Its product is annotated as nicotinate-nucleotide diphosphorylase (carboxylating). Gene Ontology annotation, biological process: NAD+ biosynthetic process; quinolinate catabolic process. The coding region runs from base 17 to 976 and encodes 319 amino acids. The transcript has 3 exons. The record is from RefSeq and is a predicted model, not a curated record. Gene Ontology annotation, molecular function: nicotinate-nucleotide diphosphorylase (carboxylating) activity. Gene Ontology annotation, cellular component: cytoplasm. Lineage: Eukaryota; Fungi; Ascomycota; Eurotiomycetes; Eurotiales; Aspergillaceae.